This is a messenger RNA of Symbiodinium pilosum, 393 nucleotides long. The record is from the annotation of a GenBank genome assembly. NCBI's taxonomy places the organism in Eukaryota, Dinophyceae, Suessiales, Symbiodiniaceae.
AUGAUUGCGGGCAAAGUCCUGCAAGGCUUUUCGGCAGCGCUCCCAACAUGGGAGCCGACCUACCGCAUGCAGAAAGGGAAGGCCGGUUCAAACUUUGACACUGCACGAAUCCCAUCAUACUGUGACCGUGUGCUUCACCGAAGCAUGCCGGGCUGCUCAGAGCUCUUGCAGCUUCUGCGCUUCGACUCUGCGCCAGAAGUGGCCAGUUCAGAUCACAAACCUAUUGCUGCGGAUUGGCUCCUUGCAGCAUCUCCCUUGGAGGAAAUCAGCAGACGGCAUUUGCAGCUGUGCCUAGAGCAGCUGGUGACAAGAUUUCGUGGUGACGUGCAACCAGUGCUGAAGUGCACGACGUUCCCCGAGAUUCUGGAGACACAGGCAAGGCCAGAGGGAUGA